Mizuhopecten yessoensis (Yesso scallop) is the source of this 1087-nucleotide messenger RNA. RefSeq lists its product as uncharacterized. The transcript is spliced from 6 exons. Gene Ontology annotation, biological process: double-strand break repair via homologous recombination. Gene Ontology annotation, molecular function: single-stranded DNA binding. The record is from RefSeq and is a predicted model, not a curated record. Bases 258 to 998 code for a protein of 246 amino acids. NCBI's taxonomy places the organism in Eukaryota, Metazoa, Mollusca, Bivalvia, Pectinida, Pectinidae. Gene Ontology annotation, cellular component: Shu complex.
UAAAGUAGCGGUAAACACGAACUCCAGUGCAAUGCAACUAUAUUGAGAAACGGAUUUAUUUACAAGAUUAUCCGCACACACAUUCAUAUUUUCGCCGGUUGAUAUAAGAAAAACAUUAUAUCUCAUUAUAUCCUUUGAGAUUAGCAUGACAAUUUAUUGUAAUGAUGUCCGCGGACAAUUCAUGUUCCAUGUCUCCAGAAUUUGACGUGUGAUCAUUAUGUACAUUCCAUCACAUUAUAUUUACACGGUCAUCUGCAAUGGAAAUGCUUUGUCACAUGUUCCCACUUACAUCAUCAUGGCUUCAAAUAACAAAAGAUGAUGUUGAUGAUGGUAACCGAUCAGAAAAAAAGAAAGGCUGUGAUGAAAUUCUACAAACAGCUCGAACGGAUCGAUCCCAUUUCCCGCAUUUAGUCCUCAUUGGCCAUGGAAAUGUUGAUAUCACAAGCCUGCUGUUUCAGGGAGCAGUGUCCUGUGGAGCCAAAGAUUUUACAGUGGUGUUCAUCUGUCCUCAUCCUCUUGACAAAAUUCCAAGUGGUGUCCAUGGCAUGCCAAAACCUGAGGCAAACAUUCUCCAACAUGUUCACUUUCAAUACCUGAUGAGCAUAGAGGAGUUAAUUAAUUACUGUGCCUCUAUCCACACACGAUCAGUGAUGCCAGAUGUCAUAAUGGUUGACGAUCUUAACCAUUACCUUGGACAGGAGAAGAAAGGAGAGCAUGGACUGGCUAAAAUGUGUGCUCUGCUACUUGAUACAGUCACAUUUAUUAGCUCUAGAAAUGAAAGGGAACUUUGUCAGCUAGUGGUUGGGUGUCAUGAAUGCCAUGAUAUACAUCCAGGUAUCCUGGAGAAAUUUAGGUUGUCAGCAGUGCAGAUUGAAGGUAUGCCUGUUUUAAAUCAGUGCAAGCUAUCAUCAAAAAUGGACAGCAUUGAGAUUACUGUACAGUACAGGGCAACGGAGGGAGCGAUAUUUCUACAAGAUGUAAAGUUAACCAGCGGAUGACAAGAUCCGCCAGCAACACAAAGAACCUCUCAUAACUUAAUAAAAAACAAGAGGCCCAUGGGCCUUAACGGUCACCUGAGUCUAUAGUA